Molecule: messenger RNA, 1221 nt
Organism: Trichomonas vaginalis G3
Lineage: Eukaryota; Parabasalia; Trichomonadida; Trichomonadidae
Product: glycosyltransferase family
Exons: 1
Coding region: 1-1221 (406 amino acids)
Molecular function (GO): glycosyltransferase activity
Source: RefSeq, a predicted model, not a curated record
AUGAUUGGUCAAUUUUGUAUUCCGGUUUACCAAUUAAUUAAUUCAAAAAUAUCUGUGGAAAGGAAAGUCAACGUAGAAUCAGAAUGGAUAGAGUCUAUAAACGAUGAAAAUUUCACAGAGUUUCUUUGGAAGAACGAAGAAUGGGUAAACAUGACAGAUUCGUAUUAUUGGACUGACAGACCAGAAAAAAGGGAAGCAGUUCCAGUACCAAUGGAAAAUAUAUUUAGAGCAAGAGGAAAGUCAUUUACUUUUGAAAAUUGUUACGCUAAUUCAAAUGGAGUUGUUACAGAAAAAGGAAUUUCUUUACAAUACGAUUAUUCACCAAAUAAGCCAAAAUUUCAAAUUACUGUCAUGGGAGAACUUCCAAAUGCUGUAAUUGCAAGAAAAUAUUGGAAUACCUAUGGACACGCAAUUCAUGACUUACUUGUUAUGCUUGUUACAUAUCCAGAAUCAGUUCUCAAUUCUACUUACUAUGUUAUCCAUAACUGGGAACAGCCUUUGAUGCAAACACACUUGAUUGCUUUGGGAUUGGGGCAUAUGACACCAGUUUUAGAAUACCAGAAAUAUUAUCAGGUAGGAAAACUUUAUUAUAAUCAUCCAAAAGAACGCGCACAUGAAUUAUUCGCGUUUGGAUUACCAAAUUUACAUAAACGCUACAGAAAAUAUAUGAAUUUAUCAGUUAUAACGCCUACAAAAUACAGAGUUAUUAACAGAAGACCAAAUGAAAGAAGAUAUUUCACAAAUAUUAAUGAAUUAAUUUCCAAUUUAUCAAAGAAAUUCCCGAAUAUUGAGUUCACAGAGAUGUUCCUUCAAAAUACUCUUACAGCCAACGCAAAACAAUUCGCAGAAUGUAAAUUUGUAAUUGGAAGUGGCGGAUCUCUACUUUACAACUGCAUGUUUAUGGAUAAACACGCAGGAAUAGUUAUAUUGUUUGGCCAUCUGAUAGAUUUUCCUAACUUGGUUCUUUUCGGACUAAUUCAUAUGUAUUCCGGCGGAAUUACACAUAUUAAUGUAAACCACCAUGAUGGUCGUGGACCAUGUCAUAUUCCUGAGACUGUUGCAAUGACAGAAAAGAUAUUUUAUGCGAUGGAACACCAUAAAUAUCCUUACAUGAAGAAUUUGUUCCCAUCUUUCAACUAUUCUAUAAUGUUCCACAAGAGGAUGAAUGGAGAUUACACUAAAGGUCUAGGAUGGACAAAUGAAGAAGAUAUAAUACCAUAA